Messenger RNA from Paramormyrops kingsleyae, 2054 nucleotides. The record is from RefSeq and is a predicted model, not a curated record. Lineage: Eukaryota; Metazoa; Chordata; Actinopteri; Osteoglossiformes; Mormyridae.
UAACACAGCGAGUUAGUUUGUCUCUUUAAAAAAGGUUCCGUGGUUGAACUUGUCUAUUGGCGUUUAAAUAUACGAAUAUUACAAAUUAAGGCAUUCCAUUGUUUUUUUUUACUAUGAGGAGAGUUACGCUAUUUGUGAACGGGACCUCUAAAAACGGCAAGGUGGUGGCAGUGUAUGGGACACUAGUUGACCUGCUGUCAGUUGCCAGUGCCAAACUGGGAAUCAGAGCCUCCAACGUAUACAAUGGGAAAGGGGGUCUCAUUGAUGACAUCACCCUCAUCAGGGAUGAUGAUGUGCUGUAUGUGUCUGAGGGAGACUCCUUUGUUGAGCCACAAUGUGAAAAUGGAGACCCUGAUGAUCACUGCUUCCGGGCUCACACUGAUUGGUUAACUCUGAAUGUGGGCGGUCGCUGUUUUACCACCACAAGCUGGACUGUUUCCUUGUUUGUCUGUCUGUCUCUGAUUUUGAUUCACUCUCUCUCACCCUUAGACGUGUGGGGUAACAAACGUGAUGAGCGCGGAGCCUACUUGAUCGACCGUAGUCCUGACUACUUUGAGCCCAUCCUAAACUACUUGCGUCAUGGACAGCUGAUAGUCAAUGAGGGCAUCAACCUGCUAGGGGUUCUAGAGGAGGCCCGAUUCUUUGGCAUUGAGCAGCUGGCAGAACAGCUGGAAGGGGUGAUAAAGAAUUCCCAGCCUCCAGAAGACCACUCCCCCAUCUCUCGCAAGGAAUUUGUGCGAUUCCUGCUAGCGACACCCACCAAGGCAGAACUGCGUUGUCAGGGUCUGAACUUCAGUGGUGCAGACCUGUCCCGUCUCGACCUUCGCUAUAUCAACUUCAAGAUGGCCAACCUGAGCCGCUGCAAUCUCACGCAUGCCAACCUCUGCUGUGCCAACCUGGAGCGAGCGGACCUGUCCGGUGCCAACCUGGAUAAUGCCAAUUUGCAGGGUGUGAAGAUGCUGUGUUCCAAUGCAGAGGGAGCCUCACUCAAAGGGUGCAACUUUGAGGACCCUGCGGGCGUGAAGGCCAACCUAGAAGGAGCCAAUCUUAAGGGUGUGGACAUGGAGGGCAGCCAGAUGACUGGGAUCAACCUGCGUGUGGCCACGCUGAAGAACGCCAAGCUGAAGAACUGCAACUUGCGCGGAGCCACCCUGGCUGGCACAGACUUGGAGAACUGUGACCUAUCGGGCUGUGAUCUCCAAGAGGCAAACCUGCGGGGCUCUAAUGUCAAAGGUGCAAUCUUCGAGGAGAUGCUGACUCCGCUGCACAUGUCCCAGAGUGUCAGAUAACCUCCGGCGCCUUCCCCCAACAAACCAUGCUGACCAGUAUACAGUAAGCAUACCAGUAUGCCAAAAUGGACUGUUGUAUGGUUGUGAGUCUCACAGCCUUCAUAGCUGGGUUGCUAUUUGUGAGAUGGGCUGAACAGCCUCCUCCUCUUCUGAAAUAUUUCUUAUACCUGUCAGCCAUGACUUGCCCCCCCCCCCCCCCCCCCCCCCCUGGGAAGAGCACUUUGGAAUAACAAUUUUCAGGAUGGGAUAUAGAAAUAUUCUCCCAUUCCCCAUAUCGGAAACACUAGGUUGUUACACUCACCGUACUCAGCUGAAGGAUUGUACUUUGACAUUCCACCAAAUACAAAAGGUUUGGUAAUUGAACCAGAAAGUGGUUGUCAUGUUUACACCAAUGUAUAGUUUCCAAGCUAAAGUGUUUCUCUUUGGAGUAGCUACAAAAGCCCUGUGACCACUGCACUCAGAAUAUGGUCAGUACUAUCGCAUAGUUUGCAUGUCCUGUCUGUGCCAGCUGUGGAGACUCUCUGCCCAAGAUUUUGCUGCAUUAUCCAUCUUGAUUAUGCAUGCCUUGUGCACUGCUGGCAUGGCUGCCAGUUCUAAUCAUCACUGGUGUGCUCCUCUGGAGGCAGGUUUAGACUUUCAACCAUGAUAUGGUGUUACUUUUGUAAGAAAUGCAUGUUUGCGUUUUUGACAAUUUUUAUUGGAUCAGUGAAACCAUUGUCCAGCAUGCUGUAAUGGUUAUAACAGAAUAAAAACUUUCAGGAUACA